UGCUCUCUCUUUUCCUUUCUAUCUUCUGCCUUUCCCCCCUUUCCGGAGCCCUCCCUGCAACACCUGAGAUCCCCCUUCUUACGGAACUUAGGCACAAUGCAAGGUCAAGCGCUCCGUUACGCGCAAAUUCUCUUGGUUGCUUGCCCCUCCUUUAUCUUAUUCGGUUACAACCAGUCGGGCGUCGGAGGUCUCGAUGAUUUCCCCUCCUGGGUCAAAGUGUUUCCAGAAAUCGAUACUAUCCAUACAACAGGGGCCCAGAAAUCCCACAAUGCCACUGUCCAAGGUGCUGUGGUCGCGUCGUACACAAUUGGGGCGCUUUUUGGAUCUUUAAUUUGCAUGAUCGUUGGAGACAUGCUUGGUCGUCGCCGUACGAUCUUCUGUGGCGCAGUGAUUGCAUUGAUCGGCCAGGCGUUGGAGUGCACCGCGUACUCCCUCGCUCAAUUCGUGGUCGGCAGAGUGGUUCUGGGAUGGGGUGUCGGCAUGCUGAGUGCAACUGUACCGGUCUGGCAAUCGGAGUGCGCGCCUGCCGCUCAGCGAGGACGAAACGUGGUGUUGACCGGCAUGUUCAUCGCCUUUGGUUUUGCCUUGACGCAGUGGGUCAACUUCGGUUUCUAUCAGAUCGAGAAUUCUCCUGCUUCGUGGAGAGGCUCUCUUGCUAUCCCAGCAUUGUUUUCUUUUAUCAUCAUGGGCAGCAUCUUCUUCCUUCCCGAGUCCCCUCGCUGGCUCGUCAUGAAGAAUAGAUCGGACUUGGCGCAAUCCACUCUGGCGUCUCUGAGAGGCCAAGGGAUGGACUCGUUGGAGGUUGUUGGGGAACUUCGUGCUUACGAGAUUUCUCUGGAAGAAUCAUCGAACCACACACUUAGACUCGCAGACAUCUUCACAAUGGGAGAGGAGAAGCUCUUGUAUCGGUUUAUUUUGUGUAUCACCCUCCAGUUCUUCCAGCAAAUGACCGGUGGGACCCUCAUUUCAGUCUACAUCCCUCUCAUCUUCCAGACCGAUCUUGGACUCGGUGCCAGUCUGUCCAAGAUCCUGGCUGCAUGCGCGUUGACGUGGAAAUUCCUCUGCUGCUUUGUGGGCUUUGCCAUCAUUGACCGCAUGGGACGGCGGACGGCGUUCAUGGUCAGUGGCGGCGGCAUGGCCAUGUGCAUGCUGGCGUUGGCGGUCUCGAACUCCUUCACCAACAACCAUACGGCUUCCAUUAUCUCCGCCCUGUUCAUCUUCAUUUACAACUUCUUCCUUCCGAUCGGCUUUUUGGGCGCUAACUUCCUUUACCCCGCCGAGGUUGCCCCUGCUCGUCUUCGAGUCGCCAUGCAGGCUAUCUCGAUUGCCAAUCAAUGGCUAUGGAUGUUUGUCGUCGCAAUGAUUACCCCGGUCGCCAUUGACGAUAUCGGAUACCGCUACUAUAUUGUGUACGCCGUCAUCGGUGGCAUCAUCCCUCCUAUAAUCUAUCUAUUCUACCCCGAGACCAAGGGCCGGUCCCUUGAAGAGGUGGACGAGAUCUUCCGUGAUGCUCCCUCCAUCUUCGCCGCCGUGUCGAUGUCGAAACACCUGCCGGUCGGAGACAGGAUUCUGGAGCGUGUCAUGGAAGAGAAGGCAACGGUUGAAGAAAUAGAGUGAAGGAACACAAGACGAGUUUAGACGAAACUUACGAUAUUAUCAUGUGUGCCGAUAGACAUAGAUCUGCACUUUCCAAUGCUACAGA
Messenger RNA from Aspergillus sclerotioniger CBS 115572, 1702 nucleotides. RefSeq names its product general substrate transporter. Bases 97 to 1617 code for a protein of 506 amino acids. The record is from RefSeq and is a predicted model, not a curated record. Gene Ontology annotation, cellular component: membrane. NCBI's taxonomy places the organism in Eukaryota, Fungi, Ascomycota, Eurotiomycetes, Eurotiales, Aspergillaceae. Gene Ontology annotation, molecular function: carbohydrate:proton symporter activity. Gene Ontology annotation, biological process: carbohydrate transport; transmembrane transport. The transcript is spliced from 2 exons.